AUGAGAUUCGACUCACUCCCCCUUGCUCUCACCCUUCUCAUCGGCGCCCAUGACGCCCUGGCACUUGCAGCGCCUCGGGCGCCCCGAGCGCUCCACGUCCCCCUGGUCCGCCGCGCCGCCGCCGAGCGCACCGCAGAAGAGUGGGGGCUUUGGGCGAAAGAGCAGAAGAAUGUCCUCGAAGGAAAAUACAGCGGCGACGCCGCACGAAAGCGUGCCGAGGGCAUGAAUCUCAUCGUUAACCAGAAUGCAGACUCGAGCUACUACGGCUCGCUCGCCCUCGGCACACCUGCUACUGCGUACAAUGUUAUCCUUGACACCGGCUCCUCCGACCUCUGGCUGGCCGACUCGGCGUGCACCACCGGUUGCGACCAGAUCACGACAUUUAACCCGGACAGCUCAUCCUCAUUCAAGAACUUGUCUACCGCAUUUUCGAUCACGUAUGGGAGCGGUCAGGCUGCCGGCGUGCUCGGAACAGAUGUCGUGCAGAUGGCCGGUUUCGAGGUGAACGAGCAGGUGUUUGGUGUAUGUAGCGUCGUCUCUUCUGGUCUUCUCAAUGAGCCCGUGUCCGGUCUGCUCGGCCUCGCGUGGCAAUCGAUAGCAUCAUCUGGCGCGACACCUUUUUGGGAGAACCUCUACCAGAAAAAUGCUUGGGAUCAGCCCGUCAUGGCUUUCCAGCUGACGCGGUAUCAGAACGACAGCCGCGCGGCCGCUCUUGAGCCCGGAGGAACGUUCACAAUGGGUAAUGUUAACUCGUCGCUCUACACCGGCGAUAUUGACUAUCAAGACAUCCCGACGAGCACCCCGACGUAUUGGACGCUGCCACUGAAGACCUUGACCGUGAACGGCAACUCAAUAACACUCGCCUCUGGCUCGUCGUCGUACGCUGCGAUCGACACCGGCACGACUCUGAUCGGUGGCCCGACAGACCAAGUCGCUGCAAUCUUCGCCCAGAUUCCCAACUCGGCUGCUGGAACUGGGAAUUAUCAGGGGUAUUACUUGUACCCAUGCGAUACGACGGUGUCUGUCACUCUGUCGUUCGGAGGCAAGGACUGGUCAAUCAGUCCCGCCGACUUCCAGUUGGCGCAGGUCUCUAGCAGUCAGUGCCUCGGCGCCUUUUUCGAGUUUUCUAGCUCGAGCACUGCGCCGUCGUGGAUCGUCGGUGACACGUUUCUCAAAAAUGUCUACUCAGUAUUCCGCGCGUCCCCUGCUUCGAUCGGGUUUGCCGCGCUCUCCGAGACCGCCGUCGCGAUGAACGGCGCCACGGGUACUGUACCCUCGCCUACGAUUGGCUCUGUUUCAGCGAGCGUCACGGGCUCUGGGCGGUCUGCGAGCGCAGCGCAAUCGAUUGUGAUGGAGCGCGGAGCACGGACGGCGGUGUUGUUGUCGGCGCUGAUGACCGCAGCGGUGGGUGUGCUCGUGUUGUGA
Messenger RNA from Heterobasidion irregulare TC 32-1, 1425 nucleotides. Its product is annotated as aspartic peptidase. Gene Ontology annotation, biological process: proteolysis. NCBI's taxonomy places the organism in Eukaryota, Fungi, Basidiomycota, Agaricomycetes, Russulales, Bondarzewiaceae. Gene Ontology annotation, molecular function: aspartic-type endopeptidase activity. Bases 1 to 1425 code for a protein of 474 amino acids. The transcript has 7 exons. The record is from RefSeq and is a predicted model, not a curated record.